AUGAGGAUGUCAUCUCAAUCAGUUCUUAAAGCUUCUUAUGCAAGUGUCGAAGAUGAGAGACAAAGUGAUCGUAUAGAGAGACGCUCCUCCCUCAUUCCUCAAGUUAUUUCAGGGGAAAUGCCAGAAAUCCAAUUAGGUGCGCAUACUAUAAGGAGCCAUGGAACUAAAGUGGCAAGGGCUCACAUGCAUGAUUGGUUUGUCUUCAUAUUUCUUGUGAUCAUGGAGAUCAUUCUGAAUGUGAUAGAACCAUUCCACCGGUUUGUUGGAGCAGAAAUGAUGGAUGACCUAAAAUACCCUUUACAAGACAACACUGUUCCCAUUUGGGCUGUUCCAAUUAUUGCAAUAUUAUUGCCACUUGUGGUCAUACUCAUAUAUUACUUUAUCAGAAAGGAUGUUUAUGAUCUUCAUCAAGCAGUGCUAGGGCUUCUGUUUUCAGUACUUGUUACAGGAGUUUUGACUGACGCAAUCAAGGAUGCAGUUGGGAGACCUCGUCCUGACUUUUUCUGGCGUUGCUUUCCUGAUGGCAAAGGGGUUUUUGAUCCCGUUACAAGUAAUGUGAUGUGUACUGGAUUAAAAUCCGUUAUCAAAGAAGGACACAAAAGCUUCCCAAGUGGACACACAUCUUGGUGCUUUGCUGGACUUGGUUUUCUGUCAUGGUACACAGCUGGAAAAAUCAGGGCAUUUGACCAAAGAGGCCACGUGGCAAAGCUUUGCAUCAUUGUCUUCCCUUUACUCAUUGCAGCUUUAGUAGGCGUCUCACGUGUUGAUGACUAUUGGCAUCAUUGGCAAGAUGUAUUUGCAGGAGGCCUUUUAGGUUUAACAGUUGCUUCUUUUUGCUACUUACAAUUCUUUCCACCACCUUAUGACAUUGAUGGUUGGGGGCCCCACAUUUAUUUUCAGAUGUUAGCAGAGUCUAGUAAUGAGACGCAAACGGGGAGUGUGAAUGGUUUAAAUGUGGCUCCAUUGGAAAUUGAGAAUGUGCGUAUGCAUUCUCGUGGUGGGAUGGGGAUGGGGGUUUCGGAUGAUAAUUCUUUGAAUGAAAUGGAGAGAGGGAGAAGGCGUUGACCGAGGUUUGACUUUCUACUUACAUAUGGUGUAACUUAUGUAGAUCAGUUAGCUUAAUUUAUUAAUAUAGUUUAGGGUUUUUGGCAUCUUUUUCCGGAUGUUUUUGUGGGAUCUUGUUUUUGAUUUUCGAGAUUGAAUGUGUCUCUUUAUGAUGAUUUAUAUUGGGAAUGACUAAUGAAUUUAGUUGGUGGCUCACAUUUUGG
Lactuca saligna is the source of this 1268-nucleotide messenger RNA. The record is from the annotation of a GenBank genome assembly. Lineage: Eukaryota; Viridiplantae; Streptophyta; Magnoliopsida; Asterales; Asteraceae.